AUGGAUGCCCUAGGAGACUCCUAUUUACAAACUCGUCAACGCUUUCAAGGUCUGGAACGAAAAUUCGCCCGUAACCCUGAUCUAAAGGCAGAAUACAGUAAGUUUAUUAAGGAAUAUCUGGACCUCAACCACAUGUCGCUGGUUUCCAACGAGGUUGUACAACAAUGCAAGUACUUCCUGCCACAUCAUUGCGUUAUCAAGGAUGACAGUAGUACAACAAAAUUGAAGGUGGUUUUUGAUGGAUCUGCAACCACUACCCCAGCACUUACUGCAGACAUCUGUAAGAUGUAUAGGUGUGUUCGCGUCACUCCACCGGACAACAAGCUCCAAUGUGUUUUGUGGCGAGAAUCUCCACAAGAAGACUUUCGCAUCUAUAAGCUCGACACGGUGACGUAUGGAACUAAGCCUGCAGCGUUUCUAGCCAUCCGAGCCAUGCACCAACUCGCAGCAGACGAAUCCGCGACUUAUCCCAUUGGAGCAGAAGCGGUACUUCGGGACUUCUAUGUAGAUGACCUGAUAACUGGGGGCGAUUCAAUGGCAGAAGUACUCAACAUUAAACUGCAAACAACUAGCCUUCUUACCCGAGGAAGCUUCAAGUUACGCAAAUGGUGCUCUAAUAGUCCUGAUAUCCUUCGUGAUAUUCCUGACGUAGACAAGGAAAAGUUUCUUAAGUUUGACGAUGGCAGUGACAUCACCAAAGCACUGGGGCUUGUCUGGGACCCGCACAAGGACAAAUUGCUAUUUUUAUUUGUACCACAAAGAGAAUUCGGAAAAAACUCCAAACGCUCUGAUUUGUCUACACUAGCUCGAUGUUACGAUCCCCUUGGACUAAUGGGGCCCACGCUGACCAAGGCGAAGAUUCUGCUGCAACGAAUGUGGAGAGAUAAGCUCGAGUGGGAUGAGAGUCUGCCACAAUCGUUAGACACUGCUUGGUCUGCUUUUUGCACUGGAUUUGCAGACAUGCAGUAUCUAUCAUUUCCUCGUUACGUUUUUCAGUCUGAAGCUAUUAGAGAAAUCCAUGCAUUUUGCGAUGCAAGCCUUGAAGCUUAUGGGACUUGUGUUUACACGCGAUCAACCAAGGACAAAAACAUACAAGUUCACCUAUUAUGUUCAAAGGCCCGUGUCUCUCCACUAAAGACCGUCACCAUACCCAAGCUGGAACUCUGUGCAGCAACAUUGCUCGCACAGCUAAUGGAUUCCUCCACUGUCCUUUCGUGGCUGCGAGAAGAACCGUCAAGGUUUAACGUUUUUGUUGCCAAUCGGGUUUCCACCAUACAUCAACUGACAGAGGGCAUGCAAUGGCACUAUGUUCCUACAGCAAUGAACCCGGCUGACAUUUUAUCGAAAGGAGCUACACCCCGGGAACUUCUAGGAUCGAAACUUUGGAUGCACGGCCCACCCUUUUUGCUAGAAGCGGAGGACAACUGGCCACGCAUGUGCUCACCACAACCAAAACUUCCCGAAAUUCGACAAAGGGUUUUGCUUUCUGCAAAUAAUCAUAUAGACAUUUCCCUUUCAUUCAAAUACAUUAACUCAUUCGGAACAAUGCAGCGAAUUUUUGGGUAUGUCAGCAAAUUUAUUAACAUCAAAAAAUCGCCAAGGUCAUCGCAACUUAAGGCUGAAGACAUUCAUCAGGGAACUCAACUUCUUAUUCGCAUAGUACAAAGAGCGCAAUUGUGGCCGGAGUACACUGUAUUGCAAGCCAAUAAAUGCGUCCCUAGUUCGAGCAGCAUUGCUUCGUUAUCGCCAUUCCUUGGUGACUUCGGAAUUAUUAGAGUCGGUGGACGAUUAAAAAAUUCGAUGCUUAGCUUUUCAUCGCGCCAUCCAUGCAUUCUACCGAAGGAUCAUCCACUGACAUACGCAAUAAUCACCUAUUUUCAUCGUAAGCAUCACCAUGCAGGUCCUCAAGCCUUACUCGCCUUUAUUCGUAUGCAGUUUUGGCCAAUAGGUGGCAGGAAAACAACAGCUCGCGUUCUACAAAAAUGCAUUAUCUGCCUCAAAUCAAGACCGAGACUCGUCGAGCACAUAAUGGCUGAUCUGCCCAAGGAACGCAUUCAGGCUUCGCGGCCCUUCAUAGUCACCGGUGUGGAUUACUGCGGCCCGUUUUAUUACAAGCCCGAAGUGCGCAACAAAUCGCCACAAAAAUGUUAUGUUAGCGUGUUCAUAUGCUUCGCUACAAAGGCUGUUUGGAUGGAGUUGGUAAGAGACCUUUCAACGGGUGCAUUUAUUGACGCAUUAAAAAGAUUCAUCGCCACGCGUGGAAUACCAAAAUGUAUCUGGUCUGACAAUGCAACGAAUUUUGUAGGCGCUAAGAACGAGCUUAAGGAACUACGAGACUUAGUUCUCAGUGAAAAACACCGCGGCAAACUUCACAACUUUUGCCUCAGUAAUGGGUUCGAUUGGCGCUUCAUUCCCCCUCGCUCCCCGCACUUUGGCGGUUUGUGGGAAGCAGCCGUAAAGACAGCCAAGCAACACUUCUAUCGUUCCGCUAGCUCAUCAAUUCUUGGGUUUGAUGAAUUGCGUACAUUGGUAUGUGAAAUCUGUGCUGACGAUCUGACAGUAGUGGCGCUGGAGUGCUGCAAGGAUGAGACGUUACUCUUUGGGUCCUGCUAUAUGCUACAUGAUGAAGAAGUAAAACGGAUAGAACUUCGAAAGCUGGUAGAAACAGCUGCCAGAAAGAAGCACGCUCUGGUGGUAGAAACUAACGGUAACGCACAUCACACGGUCUGGGGUAGCGCAGACACAAAGGACCGAGGUGAGUCACUAUUUAACUAUAUUCUUCAGAGUAGCCUAGAAGAAGCUAAUGGAGGUGAAGAACCAACAUACGUUGGACCAACCUCAAAGAAUGAACUUGAUUUAACACUCUACACAAGCAAGCAUGUUACGGUACGUCAUUCUGUGAUCACAGAUACAUAA
Anastrepha obliqua is the source of this 2916-nucleotide messenger RNA. RefSeq lists its product as uncharacterized. The transcript has 4 exons. The coding region runs from base 1 to 2916 and encodes 971 amino acids. Gene Ontology annotation, biological process: DNA integration. NCBI's taxonomy places the organism in Eukaryota, Metazoa, Arthropoda, Insecta, Diptera, Tephritidae. Gene Ontology annotation, molecular function: nucleic acid binding; catalytic activity. The record is from RefSeq and is a predicted model, not a curated record.